AAACCACUCUGCUUUAACAGAACAAAUGGCGGCGAAAACAAGCAUUUGAAGAAUUGGUCCAAAAAUAUCAAGGAAAAAGUCGUUAUUUUGUGAACGACAAAGUUUUUAGAAAUGGCUUCGGCUCUGGAAAAUUAUAUUAGUAAAACAGUGUCUAUAGUGACUGCUGAUGGACGAAUCAUUGUGGGUACUUUGAAAGGUUUUGAUCAGACGAUUAACUUAAUCUUAGAUGAAAGCCAUGAAAGAGUGUUUAGCUCUACUUCUGGAGUUGAACAAGUUGUAUUAGGACUAUACAUAAUCCGUGGUGACAAUGUGGCGGUGAUUGGUGAAAUAGAUGAUGAUGCAGAUUCUUACUUGGACCUAAACAGCAUAAGAGCAGAGCCCCUUAACCCUGUAGUGCAUUAGGAAACUUAACUUUCAUCAUGUAAAUUUUCAUAACCAUUUCAAAACAAAAAACAAAAAUUUAAAAAAAACCGUUUUAUUUUCUUUUAUCAUCA
Molecule: messenger RNA, 494 nt
Organism: Octopus sinensis (East Asian common octopus)
Lineage: Eukaryota; Metazoa; Mollusca; Cephalopoda; Octopoda; Octopodidae
Product: U6 snRNA-associated Sm-like protein LSm8
Exons: 4
Coding region: 112-402 (96 amino acids)
Biological process (GO): mRNA splicing, via spliceosome
Cellular component (GO): U6 snRNP; precatalytic spliceosome; U4/U6 x U5 tri-snRNP complex
Molecular function (GO): RNA binding
Source: RefSeq, a predicted model, not a curated record